AUGGCUGAUAUGGACGUCGACGUUGAAAAUCUCGCGGUUGCUACCGCAAAGGACCAGGAGGAGAAGAAGCGUUUUGAGGUGAAGAAGUGGAACGCUGUUGCGCUUUGGGCAUGGGACAUCGUGGUGGACAACUGUGCCAUCUGCAGGAACCACAUCAUGGAUCUUUGUAUUGACUGUCAAGCAAACCAGGUGUCGGCCACCAGCGAGGAGUGCAACGCUGCGUGGGGUAUCUGCAACCAUGCGUUCCACUUUCAUUGCAUCUCUCGUUGGCUGAAGACGAGGAACGUCUGUCCCUUAGACAACCGGGAGUGGGAGUUGCAAAAGUAA
Laetiporus sulphureus 93-53 is the source of this 327-nucleotide messenger RNA. RefSeq names its product RING/U-box. Bases 1 to 327 code for a protein of 108 amino acids. Gene Ontology annotation, biological process: ubiquitin-dependent protein catabolic process; protein ubiquitination. Gene Ontology annotation, cellular component: nucleus; cullin-RING ubiquitin ligase complex. The transcript has 5 exons. Lineage: Eukaryota; Fungi; Basidiomycota; Agaricomycetes; Polyporales; Laetiporaceae. Gene Ontology annotation, molecular function: cullin family protein binding; ubiquitin protein ligase activity; zinc ion binding. The record is from RefSeq and is a predicted model, not a curated record.